AUGGGCUACGUUGCGCCUUCAAUGACGCCGACGUCAGGCUCGCCUUCCUUCCGCGUCUACGAGGUUGAUCCCGUCACGUUCGGGAUUAUGCAUUUCACACAGUACAUCGCGAACAUCAGCGACGCCUCGUAUCAAAUCGAACCCAAAUGGGAGCCCUACUACUCCGCCAAAAAGGCUUAUGGGUCCAAGUUAUCAACCCCCGUCCAAGACCCCAGCGCCGAAAUUACGCCAGCCUCCUGA
Penicillium riverlandense is the source of this 240-nucleotide messenger RNA. RefSeq lists its product as uncharacterized. Bases 1 to 240 code for a protein of 79 amino acids. Lineage: Eukaryota; Fungi; Ascomycota; Eurotiomycetes; Eurotiales; Aspergillaceae. The record is from RefSeq and is a predicted model, not a curated record. The transcript has a single exon.